Colletotrichum higginsianum IMI 349063 is the source of this 915-nucleotide messenger RNA. RefSeq names its product RTM1 protein. Bases 1 to 915 code for a protein of 304 amino acids. Gene Ontology annotation, cellular component: membrane. Lineage: Eukaryota; Fungi; Ascomycota; Sordariomycetes; Glomerellales; Glomerellaceae. The transcript has 3 exons. The record is from RefSeq and is a predicted model, not a curated record.
AUGGCGCGACCGUGUAACCCCGACUAUGUCAACGCCGAGUGGUCCUUCUACCGAUUCGAGCCGUCGACGGCAGCGGCGAUUUUCUUCUGCAUCAUCUACAUACUCACUACCGGGAUUCACGCCGUCCAGAUGGUCAGGACCAAGACGUGGUAUAUGACGGCGUUUGUCAUUGGUGGCGUGUGCGAGUUCGUCGGAUACGCCAGCCGGGCGAAGAACACCAUGGAGGACCCCGGAUGCUGGACCCUCCUCCCGUACAUCAUUCAGAAUGUCCUGCUUCUCAUCGCCCCGGCGCUGAUGGCCGCCUCCAUCUACAUGAUCCUCGGCCGCAUCAUCGAGCUGACGGAUGGAGAGAGCCACGCUUUGAUCAAGAGACGCUGGCUGACAAAGGUCUUUGUUGCCGGUGACGUCUUGUCUCUGUUGUUGCAAUCGAGCGGUGGCGGCAUGAUGGCAGCCGCCGGCGAAGGCAACAACAUGAUGGAGAUUGGCGAGAACGUUAUCAUCGUCGGCCUCUUCGUACAGCUCACCGUUUUCGGAUUCUUCAUCGUGACGGCGGCGCUCUUCCACCGGCGCAUGACGCUGGUGCCGACGGCCAAGUCCCACCAGCCGGAUAUCCGAUGGCGCUACUACCUCCUGACGCUCUACGUUACCAGCGUCCUGAUCUGGGUCCGGAGCGUCUUCCGCGUCAUCGAGUACCUCGAGGGCAACAAGGGCCACCUCAUGACCAACGAGGCGUACGUGUACGUCUUUGACGCGACGCUCAUGUUCCUCGUCAUGGUGUGGAUGAACUGGUUCCACCCGAGCGAGAUCGGCCUGCUGCUGCGCGGCGAGCGGCCCAUCAAGAACGGCCUCGAGCUUGUCAUGAUUGGGAGGAAGUUUGGAAAGGUGCAGAACGAGAGCAGCAGCAUGAGUGCGUAG